CAUCAUGUAUGCAAACAAGCACCUCGAUCGCUUGACGUUGCCUCUCGUAUCUCUCAAACCCUCACACACCCCGUCACCAUGGUAUUCCCGGCGAUCUUGCCAAAAGUAGACGAGUCGAUCGACACGUCCAUCCUCUCGGCGCUCGCCCGGAUAGGUCCGCUCUUGGUCAACACUUCGACCGUUCGAUCGAUAGCUUCCAAACUCGAACACGCCGAAGAGGUAGAAUGGUUCGUCGAGUGUGAAACCGAAGAGCAAGCACAGAACGCCUUGGAUCACGGGGCUAGUAAGGUCCUGCUCGACCAAAAGGCCGACGGGUCGAUCGGGGAGGAAUACAAGAAGGACAUCGUCCUUCGGUUGAGCUCAUCGGACGUCGAUGCUGGUUCCAUCAAGGGCUACGCCGGUGUCGUCCUUGGCAAGGGAGUGGACGCAUCACGGAUCAAGGAUAUCAGGAAAUCGUUGACCGUACCCGGCCUUGUCUUUACCGAGGACGCCAGCUAUGACCCCGCGUCCGACGUCGUAUCCAUCCUCUCCGCUGCCUCGCUCACCUUGGAUUCGAUCGCAUCCUCCUUCAUCUCUGGCUUGGUCACCGAUCGACCGGACGGAUUCUACCCCACCAUCGUCUCUUCCCCUGCUUCAUCACCUUCUCCUCUUGCACUCGGCCUCGUAUAUUCUUCCCAAGAAUCCAUCAAAGAGUCGAUCUCGACCGGUCGUGGGGUCUACCAAUCCCGCCGACACGGACUCUGGCGCAAGGGCGAGACUUCAGGUUCGACUCAGAGAGUCGUUAGGAUCAGGAGGGAUUGUGACAAGGACGCCUUGCUGUUCGAGGUCGAGCAGACCGGGACCGGAUUCUGCCACCUCGAGACCGAAGGUUGUUUCUCCUACUCUUCCCAGCAGCAACAAGAGAAGAAGGGACUUGCCGCCUUGGAAUCUACCCUCCAAUCCCGACUCGCCGAAGCCCCCGAGGGAUCGUACACCGCCAGGCUAUUCAACGACCCCAAGCUUUUACGACAGAAAAUCAUGGAAGAGGCCGAAGAGCUGACCGAGGCCGACACCCGUGAACACGUUGCGUUCGAGAUGGCCGACUUGAUGUACUUUGCAAUGGCCCGCUGCGUCAAGGCGGGUGUCUCGCUAGCCGAUGUCGAGAGGAACUUGGACGAAAAGGCCAACAAGGGCAAGAAGGGCAUCAGGAGGCAAGGGGAUGCGAAGAAAAAGUGGGUCGACUAUACCGACAAGAAGGAUGGACAACAGCAGCAGCAGGUCGUCCUCGGUGAACAAACGGUGAAAAAGGUCGAGCCUAGUGCCGAAGUGCCCGUUCAGGAAGCCGUCAAGUCGGAAUCCAAGCCCGAGGCUCCCGUUCCCAAGGCGUUCCCCACAGCCCCGACCGAUGCCUCGAACUCGUCAGAGAUGAUCAGGAUGAGGACUUCGGAUCUUGGUCAGGUCACCCCGACCGAGCGCGCCGCUCUAUUACAACGACCGGUCAUGGACUCUUCGGCUAUGAUCGAGCGCGUCAAGCCGAUCGUCUCCAAGGUCCGUGAAGGUGGGGACGAGGCGUUGAAAUCGUUGACCAAGCAGUUUGACAAGUCGGACCUCGAAUCCAACGUCCUCCUACCCCCCUUUUACCCUCCUCCUUCGGGUAAGGAGCUUUCGAGCGAGAUCAUCCACGCCAUCGAACAGGCCUACUCGAAUGUCAAGGCGUUCCACCUCGGCCAGGCGGAAAAGGAACCUUUGGUGGUGGAGACCAUGCCCGGCGUUGUUUGUACUCGAUUCGCUCGGCCCAUUGACCGAGUCGGAAUUUACGUGCCCGGAGGUACCGCUAUCCUGCCAUCCACCGCGCUCAUGCUCGGGGUCCCUGCGCAAGUGGCUGGAUGCACCACCAUCGUCCUCGCUACUCCGCCCCGACCGGACGGGUCCAUUUCCCCAGAAGUCCUGUACGUCGCCAAACUCGUCGGCGUCGACGUCAUUCUCAAGGCGGGUGGAGCUCAGGCGGUCGCCGCCAUGGCUUAUGGAACCGAGACGUGUCCCAAGGUCGACAAGAUCUUCGGACCGGGGAAUCAAUGGGUAACCGCGGCCAAGAUGUUGGUGCAAAACGAUACCCAGGCAUUGGUCGGGAUCGACAUGCCUGCCGGGCCUUCCGAGGUCAUGGUCAUUGCCGACAAGACUGCCAACCCGAUCUUUGUUGCGUCCGACCUUCUCUCCCAGGCCGAACACGGUAUCGACUCUCAGGUUGUCUUGGUCGCCAUCGACCUCGCCUCGGAACUGCUCGAAGAGAUCGAGCAAGAGGUCGAUCGUCAAGCCAACGCGCUGCCUCGUGUGGACAUCAUCAGGCAGGCCAUCAAAAAGAGUCUGAUCGUCAAGGUCAACGACAUUGAUGAGGCCUUCCGGUUCUCCAACGAGUACGCGCCGGAACACUUGAUCCUGCACUUGAAAAAGUCGAGCGAGUGUGUCAAGCUCGUCAACAACGCUGGGAGUGUAUUUGUGGGAGCUUUCUCACCAGAGAGCUGCGGAGACUACGCUUCGGGUACAAACCACACCUUGCCUACUUACGGAUACGCCAAGCAGUUCAGCGGUGUCAACACCCUCUCUUUCCAAAAGCAUAUUACCUCGCAAGAAUUGACCGAGGAUGGUCUCCGAAAACUCGGACCCAUCGUCGUUACCCUCGCCGAGUGUGAAGGAUUAGAGGCUCAUGCUAAUGCUGUCCGCGUACGUCUCGCCAGUCUGCAAUAAUUGUCGCCGAGCAGGGACAGGGUUGUAGCGCGCGCUUGUAUCAAAAUCUAGUAAUUACAUG
Filobasidium floriforme is the source of this 2785-nucleotide messenger RNA. Its product is annotated as histidinol dehydrogenase. Gene Ontology annotation, cellular component: cytoplasm. Lineage: Eukaryota; Fungi; Basidiomycota; Tremellomycetes; Filobasidiales; Filobasidiaceae. The record is from RefSeq and is a predicted model, not a curated record. Gene Ontology annotation, molecular function: phosphoribosyl-ATP diphosphatase activity; NAD binding; phosphoribosyl-AMP cyclohydrolase activity. Gene Ontology annotation, biological process: L-histidine biosynthetic process. The transcript has 3 exons. Bases 79 to 2724 code for a protein of 881 amino acids.